This is a messenger RNA of Styela clava, 783 nucleotides long. The record is from RefSeq and is a predicted model, not a curated record. Lineage: Eukaryota; Metazoa; Chordata; Ascidiacea; Stolidobranchia; Styelidae.
AUGGCGAAAUUAUUAAAAUUAUUUAUUGUACUUUGUAUCUGCUUUUUGCAAUCCUGUUUUGGACAAGAAGGAAUCGGACUUUGUUCGCAGGUGUACCAGAUGCAUCAAUAUUGUAUGAACCGACAAGACUACUCAACUGGAACAAACCAAGUUGCAAAACGAGGACGAGUCGGCAAAGCUGGGCCCAGGGGAUCUCCUGGAAUUGUAAACUACGGAGUCAUUAAUUCGACUAUUUCAAAACAAUUUGAAGUUCUUGAAAAUGAGCUAGAAACGAAAUUUGCAGAAAAUUUUCAAGCUUUGGAGAGGACGAACUCAAAUCGUGAUGAUAUAGAACAUUUACAGAAAGAAUUAAUGAACUGCACUCGAAGAAUCAGCAAUCUAGAAGAGAUGUUUACGUGGAACAGAGCUAGCAACAAUUUUUUCUACAAAUUAUUUCACGAUAAAGUAACUUAUGAAACUGCUAGAUCGAACUGCAAGAGAAUGGGAGCGAAUCUCGCAUCUGCGGGAGUCCGCGAUUCUACUGUACGAAAUCAACUAAUUUCGUUGAUCAAAUCUGGAGAAGGUAACGUCUGGAUCGGUUUGGAUGAUCUUCAGCAGGAGGGUAACUUCAUUUGGGCAGAUGGCGUCGUCUCUACUAAAGCAAAUACUGAUUGGUCUACAAACCAACCAGACAAUGCGAGAAAUGAAGAAGAUUGUGGAGAUUUUUCUUUUAGGAUGGGGUGGAAAUUGAAUGAUGCCGCAUGUCGUUUUCUGAUGAAAUAUCUAUGUGAAAAACAAAUUUAA